AUGAGGCAAUAUAACGCAAGUAUUUUUCUACUCUCUGCUUUGCGCUCCUCCUACCAUAGACAGUCUUCCAGAUUUGGUCGAGCUCCAGAAGCACAUCCUUUGAUUCGUUUCGGCAAGCGGGCACCGGAUAGUGCACCUCUUAUUCGGUAUGCUCUACUUCCAUCACUCGGAUUCGCCUUCUUCAAAACUUCAUUCAACGUGAUUUAUCCUAGAUUUGGAAGAGAUCCGGAAGCUUCACCAUUGAUCCGUUUUGGAAAGCGAUCGCCGGCUGCUCCUUUAAUCAGGCUUGUCAUUUCUUCACUGGCACAGCGCCUUCACUUCGGCUGA
Haemonchus placei is the source of this 327-nucleotide messenger RNA. The record is from the annotation of a GenBank genome assembly. Lineage: Eukaryota; Metazoa; Nematoda; Chromadorea; Rhabditida; Trichostrongylidae.